UAAAAAUGUCACUGUCACAGAUCCUUCAAAAGGGUCGUGUUGCAGUGAAUUGUGGUAUUUUAGGUGUAAGAAUAUCUAGAAAAUACAUUUAUACCCAUAAAAUGAGUGAGAAACCGGCAGAACACACUGCAAGCAAUGGCUUUGAGAGCAAAACUCCGUUUCUGAUAGGAGUAGCAGGCGGUACAGCUAGUGGCAAGUCAACAGUAUGCCAAAGAAUCAUGGAGAAGCUUGGACAACAGCACAAAGAACAGACUGAGAGGCGAGUAGUCUGCAUCAGCCAAGACUCCUUCUACAGAACUCUAAAGCCAUCCGAGAGGCUGAGAGCUGAACGUGGACAGUUCAACUUCGAUCACCCGGACGCAUUUGACGACAAGAAACUUUUGUCAAUACUCAAAGACAUACUCGCUGGAAAGAAAGUUGAAGUACCUGAAUACGACUACAUUUCGAAUUCAAUAAGCCAUCGUUCACAUACCAUUUACCCAGCGGAUGUGGUGCUCAUCGAAGGUAUCUUGGUGUUCUACUUCCCGGAAGUCAGGGAACUUUUUCACAUGAAGCUAUUCGUUGACACCGAUUCGGACACCAGGCUUGCAAGACGAGUGCCGCGCGACAUCAUGGAGCGCGGCCGCGACCUUGAACAAGUUCUCAACCAAUACAUGAACUUCGUCAAGCCGGCCUUCGAAGAGUUCUGUCUUCCGACGAAGAAAUUCGCCGAUGUCAUCAUUCCUCGUGGUGCAGAUAAUUUUGUUGCCAUCGAUUUGAUCGUGCAGCACAUAUCAGAAUACUUGAAGAAGAAUUCUUCGGACAAGGUGCAGUUGCAGCUGUCGACUCUCGCGCCCUCUGUGCCCAGCAGCCCGCAGCGGAGCGGUAAGGGAGGGCGCCCUCAUUAAGAUAAUUAACUUUAGUGAAGAAAGAAAUUAUUGAAAGUUGAAAUGUAAUGAGACUGGUUUGACUAGUUCGUACUAAAACAACCAAAGUUUAUGUAGUAAUGAGAGUAUCGUUUCAAAGAUAUUUUAAGAAGUGGCAACAUUAAUGAGAUUUUUUUCGAGCGGAUAAUAGGUGACUAAUUGUAACCUUAUUUUUAAACAUUUGCUAUAUUAAGCAAUCCAGAGUAGAAUUCAUGCAAAAUUUUAGAGCGAUUGUGCCUAGAGACGUCAAAGUAUAGUAAAGAGAAGAUUGUAAUGAAUAUAGUAAAAUUGCUUAGAUUUUUCACUAAAACGCACGUUUAAAAUCUUGUUAACAAACUAAAAUAAAUAGUCUCCAGUUAAAAUCAAUAAAUCAUGCUAUAUUAACACCAAAAAUAAACAUUACACUUAAAGUAGACAAUGUUAGUGUGAUACGAGCUCUCUGCUCUAUAGUUUAUGAAAACCGUCGUAAGCUUAGCCCUUUUGACAAUCAGCGGAACACGAUGCACUCGGCUGUAUGCGAUACGACGUUACGACUCGAGACCUUGAGAGACAACUGGCAAUAAGAUUAUAUAAAGUAACCGUCAUGAGAAGCUAUAAAUUUGCUUAGUACUUUAGACAUAAUAUAUUGUUAAACGGCUUUGUUAAGUAGGCUUUAUUACUAAUAUUUAUUUAGUUUAUUUUAAAUGUAUUAGAAACAAAGAUACUAAUUGAAUAGAUUAACCGUAUAAUAAAUAACACACACACAAAUUAAAGGUUAAUUGCCAAAAAUAAAAUUCGAUAGUAUCGAUAUUAUCAAUAGUAUCGCUGCUACCAAUAAUAUUGCUUACAGGAUUGUUUUGAUCCAUCAUGUCGAUGGUAUCGAUAGUAUUGCCGUAAUCGAUAGUAUUGCUCACGGAGAGCUAUCGAUACUAUCAAUAGUACUAUCGAUAUCCUGAAUAGUUUUCGAGGUCAACUAUCGAUAGUUCUGCAACGCUGAUACCGGUGAUGAGUUUUUUUUUUGUCUAUAUAUUUUUUGUGACGCGUAGUUGGCAAGUAGCCGCUAGAAUAUCACGUGCCUUUACGUCAAUCUCUGACGGCGGUCAGCUAAAUAUAAUUAGCUGGGAGAUUCGUUAAUAGUAAUUAUUGAUUAAGUUAAGCUCAGACUAUCAGUAGGGCCAAGCUUUCGGCGGUUUACCUAUAAUAAAUGACGAGGAUUAGCAUCUAAACUAGGUCAGGCCUAUAUUUUGACGUUAGAUUUAUCAUUUCAUGUUUUACUACUUAUUAAAUAUUUUUUAUUUAUUUGGUAUUGAUUAGAUGCCUUUGUAUAUUAAUAAGAUAACAAUCAAUGGUGUAGUCUUCAGAUAAACUUUAAUAUCUCCGAUUAUUACUAAUAGAUAUUUUAUUAAGCGCGACAAAAUACUAUGCUUACACACUUCUUAUACAUUUAAUCUGACGUAAUUUUUUUUUUAUACGAUUUUGGGUCAAAAACAUCUUCUAAAUAUGCCUAGCUACUUAUCCAAAG
Vanessa atalanta (red admiral) is the source of this 2406-nucleotide messenger RNA. RefSeq names its product uridine-cytidine kinase (gene Uck). The transcript has 6 exons. The record is from RefSeq and is a predicted model, not a curated record. Lineage: Eukaryota; Metazoa; Arthropoda; Insecta; Lepidoptera; Nymphalidae. Bases 6 to 887 code for a protein of 293 amino acids. Gene Ontology annotation, molecular function: ATP binding; kinase activity. Gene Ontology annotation, cellular component: cytosol; cytoplasm.